Molecule: messenger RNA, 3700 nt
Organism: Pseudoliparis swirei
Lineage: Eukaryota; Metazoa; Chordata; Actinopteri; Perciformes; Liparidae
Gene: tmem267
Product: transmembrane protein 267
Exons: 2
Coding region: 831-1730 (299 amino acids)
Source: RefSeq, a predicted model, not a curated record
ACUGACAUAAAAACAUUUAAAUCAGACAAUAAACAAUUGAAUGACGUGUUUUAAUUGUAUGCGAAACGUGUCAUAUUGUAAAACGCGCUGCAGUCAGAGCAGAGCUAAUCGUGACAGCUGCUGUUCGCCUACACAAAGCGGCAUCAUUAAAUGUCAGUGUUAGCCAGCUAGCUCCUGGUGACCGGCAAGUUAUCGUAGCUAGUUAAGAUGAAUUAACGUUAGGCUAUCGCUCAUGUCUUCCUUUUAAAACUGUUAACUUGUCAGCGUUAAAGGAACAUAAACGUAACCCGUGUUCGCCUUGCAUACAUAAUACAGCAGGUAGCUAACACAAAUAGCCUCAUCAACGUUAGCUCGUGGCUAGCUAAUUAAACAUUCACGCUCGUAGGCAUAAUGUUUCAGAAAAAGAAUGUUCAAAGCGAGAGACACCAGCUGUCCUUAACGAUGAGGUGAAUCCAGGUAGUCUGCCAGUUGAAUGUGUCCUAAUCACGAGAGACAGAGAGCUGUCUUUAUGUCCCAUCUGGGUUCAGAAGUCAAUAUAGUUAUGAUCACGCUCUGCUCAAUAUACGUUGUCAUAUUUGAAGUGGCAUUAUAGUGAGAGAGCUUCUGCAUUAUUAUAAUGCAAAAAACUGCACUAAAAAAAACUCACACUGGAAAGUUCACUUUAAUCUGUCGUACCCAAUGUGCUCGGUGUUGUAUUUAUUGUUUUUAUUUAGUACUGGUUGUACUACAUUUAAACAAUGUAGUUUAUUGUAGAUGUAGUCUAUUUGUGAGACUACAGCUAUAUGUUUGAUUUAUUGCUUGACGCAUAGCAAAGUCACAAUCAAAAUCCUAUGGGGGGCGAUAUGUUCAAAGCCGAUAUGUAUAAGCUUUUUCUUUUCACUGUUCACUUUCCCUCAGUAACCCCUCUCCUUCCUGCCUGUCUUCCUCCUCCAGUCUACCUGACUGUUGCUGACCUUCUGUGGGAUUGGCCCCCACAGCCAUCUUUUGACAUGCAAGGAUUCUACUCCAAGCUUGACUCCUCCUCCUCAUCCCCAUUAUUGGAGAUGGGCCUUGGGGGAGAAGGUGCUCUAGUACCUCUCAGCCUUGCUAUAGAGACGGAGAAAGCUCAGGCUCUCCUCCAGACAUUCAGCUCCGCCUCUCUGCUGGCUUCAGCAGGACUUGGUAUGUUCUGUGUGGUGGCGGACCACGCCCUCCAGCUGUCCGUCAUCCAAAACCACCUGUGGUUGCGUGCUGCCUUGGACAACGCCACGCACGGAUUGGUUGGCCUGUGGUCAUGGGCAGUUGUUAUUGGACUAAGGAAAAAGAGUGAUCUGUAUGAGGUGCUGCUUGCUGGUCUUCUGGCAUCAAUCAUAGACCUGGACCAUUUCUAUAUGGCUGGAUCCCUGUCACUCAAGGCUGCUGUGUCACUCCCUCAGCGUCCUCCUCUACACUGCUCCUCUCUCAUCCCCAUUCUCUGUCUCUCCCUCCGCUUCCUCAUGUGGAUCGGACGACUCAAAGACGCUUGGUGCUCCCUGCCGUGGAUGCUGUUCAUUUCCAUGGCGACGCACCACGUCCGCGAUGCUGUGCGCCACGGCCUGUGGGUAUGCCCGUUCGGCAACACGGCGCCGCUUCCCUACUGGCUGUACGUCAGCACCACAGCGACGCUUCCUCACCUGUGUUCGGUGCUCAUGUAUUUGACAGGGACCAGAGACGUGAUCUCCACCAAACACGGGGUGGCCAUCGAUGUUUAGGAGUCACCAACUUUAGCCAACAACGUUGUAUGCAGUUCUGCUGUGAAAUCUUCGGGUCCAAAAAUGUUGCUGACGCUUCGCUGUUUGAAACGACUAUUAGAUACUUAACAUUACUUCAAAAACAGAAAACUAAGAAUCUGAUUAGUUUUUCAAGCCACAAGUAUGAGAACACUGUCACUACAUGAUAUUGAAAAACCAAAAACAUACAAUGUGGCUUUCCAUAGUUUGAGAAAUCUGUAAAAUACCAAUAACUGUGGAACGUAUGUGUGCCAAUCCAUUUUCUUUCUAGUAUUAAGGGAAUGUAUGAGAAUCUUGUUGACUUGUAUGUGGAGAGUGAUGUGUAUCUAAUUAAGUUAAGAGACUUCUUAUCAUUUCUUGGCCCCUAAAACUCUUCAACAGUCAUCACCUGAACUAUCACUGUCUGUCUACUGUCCUAAGAAGGAACACUCAAGGAAAAGCCCACCAAAGGUCAUCCACUAGCUGUAUGACACUAACUCUCACCCUCAGUGUGUGCGACGGUAUAUUGUCAGUUAUUCCACUGUGCAUUGCCGAUCUGCCAUAGUGAAAUUUAUUGCAUUGUACAUUCAUUGUCAAAUACAUUUUAAUUCUAAUGACAUGUCCACCAUUAAUCACCACAGAACACAUGUUAUCGUUGGCUGUUAACGCCUGUACUUGCCAGCCGUCGCCACUCUGCCAGCGUACUCUCAUUUUGUUAGAAGAUCCUUAUUUUCGACAUUUCGUUUCAAAUUCAGAAUUUUCAGUACCAACCAUUAUGGAUUAGGAUAUUUUCCUGUGUCACGUGGUGGUUUUUUCAAUUUCGUAAAGUUUUUUUGUUGCUCCAUUUAGCAAAAAAAAAAACCUUAUUCCCAAGGCACUUGUGUGCAUUAAUCGACCAGCUGUGUUCCCACUGUACCAAUGACGGAGAGCUAUUAAUUUCUUUUCCAGAGUAUCAUUUUUGACAUUACUUUCAGCUGUUGCAGCAAAAGCUAAGACUGAAAUGGCUGGGUGAGAGGAUCAAAAAUAACCUCUCUAUUUUACAUCGAACAUUCAAAAGAUUAGGGACCAGGAGAGAUGCUGGAACUUUUUUUCAAUCCUGUUUCUAUUGCUAGUAAUAUCUUCAUAUAACAUAUUGAUCGACAGUACUAUAAAUUGUUGAUUUUCUGUAUAUUCUUAUACAGCAGUUUUUGCGAUGCUGUUAUUUAAUUAAAUAAUUGAUGCGGUACAGAUGACUCAUAGAAAUUGGUGACCCCAUGACUUGCAGAAGACAGUUUAUUUCAACUAUUUAUCUCAUGAAUAUUAGCAUGCUCUAAGACACGGCGCAUUUAGAGGUAGGAAGUCACGGCACUGUUUUAGUGGGUGGAUAAUGGUGUUGUAUUAUUUAUUACAUGAUGCUUCAUAUGUGUUAGUACUGUGGAUGUAAUGGGUUUUAGGAACUUGUAGUUUUAAUACAAUUGCUUUAAAUAUGAAAGGGAUAGUGGACUCGGCAAGAGGUUUUUGCUUCGGUCUUUUUUACUUGGGAUAUUCACACUAUUCUCAAAUAGCCAUAAUCAACACAUAUUUUAAUUUAUAUUUGAGUUUUUAUUUAUUUAUUUAGAUCAGUUUUCUUUUGGAGCUGCUGGUAAGGUUGUCAUGUUGCUUGUUUUCCACUAGGUUGCUGCAAUUGUGAAGGGUUCACAAUUUGGCGUAUAGGGUGGGAAUUGCCCAGUGGAUUGAAGAAAAAAAACAUCCAUAAAUGUAUGUAUUGUUGACUUUUAGAAAGAGGUUACACAAUGGCCACAAUCCAAUUUGAGUCACCAGUGUGUUUUUGAGUGUAACUAAUAUAUUUUACCGCUGCUGAUGUGACCUUUAUUCAUGUAAUAUGUUACAUUUUGCACAAUGUAAGGAUUUUGUUUACAUUUUGCUUUUUAUUAUUUAUUCAUGUUUUUGUAUGAUCAUUUUAUUUCAAUAUUAAUAAAGUCUAGAUAAUAACA